AUGGCGGCGGAAAUGACAAAUUACCUCUCCCAGCAUCUCCCACGAAGAGUUCGCUCCCUGUUACACAAGAAAUCUUGCAAUCCUGUCUUGAUGCAAUGUCCAAGAAACACCUGGCAAACAUUCACCGCUCAAUUAGCUAUCUGCGCAAAGAUGUCCAGGAACUGA
Messenger RNA from Pelobates cultripes (western spadefoot toad), 165 nucleotides. Lineage: Eukaryota; Metazoa; Chordata; Amphibia; Anura; Pelobatidae. The record is from the annotation of a GenBank genome assembly.